Messenger RNA from Marmota flaviventris (yellow-bellied marmot), 2250 nucleotides. It is a transcript of the gene Fsd2, whose product is annotated as fibronectin type III and SPRY domain containing 2. Gene Ontology annotation, molecular function: protein binding. Lineage: Eukaryota; Metazoa; Chordata; Mammalia; Rodentia; Sciuridae. The record is from RefSeq and is a predicted model, not a curated record.
AUGGAGGAGGAAGCUGGGGAGGAACCUGGGCUAGACAGGUCUACUGCCCCUAAGGACUUCCACUUUUAUAACAUGGAUCUGUAUGACUCUGAAGACAGAAUGCAGAUCAUUCCACAAGAAAACACUAGAAUGAGAAGAGAAGUAGUCCAAGCUGAAAUGACCAAGGACCCAAGAGGGCCAGGGGAAAGGAAGAUUCAAAGAGACCUUCAAGAGGAAGUGGAUGAUCUUGUCCAUUUAUAUGGACUUGAAGAUGAACAGGAGUUAGGGGAUGAGUUUGUUGAGGAAAGCAGAAUGGGAGUUUCUGGAUAUCUUCCUUAUGGUAUGAAGAGGAGAGACCCAACUAGGGAGCAGAGAGACUGGAGACUUGGAGGAGAGGCAGCUGAGGCUGAGGACCUGGGUUAUGAAGGGUGGGGCUUGGCUGGCCAGUGCCAGGACUUGCGGGAAGCCUACAGGUAUGCCCAUGGCCGUGCCAGUGAAGAGUACGAAUGCUACGUUAUCCCAGAGGAGGAAGACGAGGAAGAAGCUGAGGAUGUUUUUUGUGUCACUUGCAAAACUCCAAUCAGAGCUGUUGAGAAGGCUUUUGAUGAACACAAGGAGCAUGAAGUGACCCCUCUCAAUAAAGCACUGGAAAGUGCCAAGGAUGAAAUUCACAAAAACAUGUACAAAUUGGAAAAGCAGAUUAUUGAGAUGGAAAAUUUUGCAAGUCACUUGGAAGAGGUUUUCAUCACCGUGGAGGAGAAUUUUGGAAGACAAGAACAAAACUUUGAGUUACAUUACAAUGAGAUCUUGGAAACGCUGGCUCAAAAAUAUGAAGAAAAAAUACAAACUCUAGGGCAGAAAAAGAAAGAGAAGCUGGAAGCCUUGUAUGGACAACUGGUCAGCUGUGGAGAGAACCUUGACACCUGUAAAGAACUGAUGGAAACAAUAGAGGAGAUGUGUCAUGAGGAGAAGGUUGAUUUCUUAAAGGAUGCAGUGGCUAUGGCUGACAGACUUGGGAAAUUCCUAAAAACCAAAACAGAUGUGGAAAUCUCUGCACAGCCUGAUUUUGAAGACCAGACUUUGGACUUCUCUGAUGUGGAGCAGCUGAUGGGAUCCAUUAACACCAUUCCAGCUCCUUCUGCUCCAGUGAUAAAUCCACAGGCCCCCAACUCAGCUACAGGUUCCUCGGUCCGGGUGUGCUGGAGCUUAUACUCUGAUGACACUGUGGAGAGCUAUCAGCUAUCCUACCGGCCAGUGCAAGACAGCUCACUUGGAAAGGACCAAGCAGAGUUUACAGUGACCAUCAAAGAAACAUAUUGCUCAGUGGCAAACCUUGAACCAAAUACCCAGUAUGAAUUUUGGGUCAUUGCUCAGAACAGAGCUGGCCCCAGUCCUUCCAGCGAGCGUGCAGUAUACAUGACAGCCCCAUCUCCUCCCAUUAUAAAAAGCAAAGAGAUAAGGAGCUGUGAAGAGGCUGCAUUCAUUUGCUGGGAGUCUGGGAAUCUGAAUCCUGUGGACUCAUACACAGUGGAGCUGACCCAAGCAGAAACACCAGAAGCCUUGGGAGUAACUGAGUCUGUUGUGGGCAUCCCAACCUGUGAGUCCCUGAUACAGCUACAGCCCAGGCAGUGCUAUAUCAUCUACGUGAGAGCCCUCAAUGUUGGGGGUCCCAGCGCCAGGAGUGAGCCUGCUACAGUCCACACCACAGGAAGCUACUUUCACCUGAACAAGAACACCUGCCAUUCCUGGUUGACCAUUUCUAAAGAUGGGUUUACAGUGGUGCGAAGUGAAAGGAAAAUCCUUACAAGAGAGCUGCUACCCAGCAAGACCCAGUUUACCAGGUGUGUUGCUGUCAUGGGAAAUCUAAUUCCAGUCCGAGGGCGCCACUACUGGGAGGUGGAGGUGGAUGAGUGUUUGGACUACACAGUGGGUGUGGCUUUUGAAGAUGUCCCUAAGCAGGAAGACCUGGGAGCAAACUGCUACUCCUGGUGCAUGAGGCACACAUUUGCAUCAUCAAGGCAUAAGUAUGAAUUUCUGCACAACAGGACAACUCCAGAUAUACGAAUAACAGUUUCCCCGAAGAAGAUUGGCAUUCUAUUAGAUUAUGAAAAUUCAAAAUUGUCAUUUUUCAACGUAGACAUUUCUCAACAUCUAUACACAUUCAAUUGUCAGCUUCACCAAUUUGUACAUCCCUGUUUUUCUUUGGAAAAGCCAGGGUGUCUAAAGAUACAUAAUGGCAUUUUAAUGCCAAUGCAUGUCACUUUCUAUUAG